AUGGCCCAGGACAGUGGAGAUCUAUUGUUGGCUGCCCAUUCUCCAAUAGGAGUGACAGGCUUAAGAUGUGUAGAAGCACCUAAUGAAGAGUCUGUAGAAGCACCUAAUGAAGAGUCUGUAGAAGCACCUAAUGAAGAGUCUGUAGAAGCACCAAAUGAAGAGUCUGAGUCUGUAGAAGCACCUAAUGAAGAGUCUGUAGAAGCACCUAAUGAAGAGUCUGUAGAAGCACCUAAUGAAGAGUCUGUAGAAGCACCUAAUGAAGAGUCUGUAGAAGCACCUAAUGAAGAGUCUGUAGAAGCACCUAAUGAAGAGUCUGUAGAAGCACCUAAUGAAGAGUCUGUAGAAGCACAUAAUGAAGAGUCUGUAGAAGCACCUAAUGAAGAGUCUGUAGAAGCACCAAAUGAAGAGUCUGUAGAAGCACCUAAUGAAGAGUCUGUAGAAGCACCAAAUGAAAAGUCUGUAGAAGCACCUAAUGAAGAGUCUGUAGAAGCACCAAAAUGA
This is a messenger RNA of Biomphalaria glabrata, 501 nucleotides long. RefSeq names its product retinitis pigmentosa 1-like 1 protein. The record is from RefSeq and is a predicted model, not a curated record. The transcript is spliced from 2 exons. Lineage: Eukaryota; Metazoa; Mollusca; Gastropoda; Planorbidae. The coding region runs from base 1 to 501 and encodes 166 amino acids.